This is a messenger RNA of Chrysemys picta bellii (western painted turtle), 4043 nucleotides long. It is a transcript of the gene MICU3, whose product is annotated as mitochondrial calcium uptake family member 3. NCBI's taxonomy places the organism in Eukaryota, Metazoa, Chordata, Testudines, Emydidae. The record is from RefSeq and is a predicted model, not a curated record. Gene Ontology annotation, molecular function: calcium ion binding. Gene Ontology annotation, cellular component: uniplex complex. Gene Ontology annotation, biological process: mitochondrial calcium ion homeostasis; calcium import into the mitochondrion.
CCCCGCUCGCUCUGCCCGUCAUUCGGGCUGAGCUGCGGCCAUGGCCGCCCUGCGGAGCCUCCUGCGGUGGCGCCUGCUGGGCCCCCCGCACUCCUGGUCCCUGCCCGGCGGGCCGGAGCUGGGCAGGUCCCUGGGGGCCGGCGCGGGGCAGGAGUCGGCGGGGCCGGGCCGGCGGGGGGAGCUGGGGAUGGCGGCGGGGGCGGCCGGGGGGGCGCUCGCCUGUUACCUGGGCUACCGGCUCUAUGAGCGCCGGACCGGGCGGCAGCCGGAGCCCCCCCGCCCCCGUGGGGCGCAAGCAGCCGCCGAGCGCCGACCCGCAGGAGCCGGAGAGCCCGGCCCGACCAAGGGGCUGCUGCCCAUCCCCGUAGCGGCGGCUGCCAAGGAGACGAUCGCAGAAAGCAGAUCAGACCUUGAAGAUCUGGACCUUUAUGCAACUUCUCGAGAGCAACGGUUUCGUAUAUUUGCCAGUUUAGAAUUUGAAGGCCAAUUAUAUAUGACCCCACAUGACUUCAUUCAGUCUGUUACAAGUGAUGCACCCAAAUGUGCUAAAAAGUGGAAGUCCCUUUCAAAACAGGAAUUGAAUCAGAUACUUAUAGAGACACCACCAGUUUGGAAAGGAUCAUCAAAACUUUUCCGUAAUCUUAGAGAGAAAGGUUUGAUUUCCUACACAGAAUAUCUGUUUCUCCUUUGUAUCUUAACAAAGCCUCAUGCAGGUUUUAAAAUAGCUUUCAACAUGUUUGAUACUGAUGGCAAUGAGAUGGUCGACAAAAAGGAGUUCUUAGUGCUUCAAGAGAUAUUUAGAAAGAAAAAUGAGAAGAGAGAAAGAAAAGGAGAUGAAGAGAAACGUAUAAUGUUGCGCCUUCAACUCUAUGGAUAUCAUACUUCUACUAACAGUGUACUUAAGACAGAUGGAAAGGACCUUGUCCCCAGAAGCUAUUGGGAUACAUUGAGACGUAGCACAAGCCAAGCUCUCUUUUCGGACCUUGCAGAGCGUGCAGAUGACAUCUCAAGUUUGCUAUCUGAUACCACACUGCUUGUGCAUUUUUUUGGCAAGAAGGGAAAGGCUGAGCUAAACUUUGACGAUUUUUAUAGAUUUAUGGAUAACCUACAAACCGAAGUUCUAGAAAUAGAAUUCCUUUCCUAUUCUAAUGGGAUGAACACCAUCAGUGAGGAAGACUUUGCUCAUAUUCUUUUGAGAUAUACAAAUGUGGAAAAUACAUCAAGUUACCUGGAAAAUGUACGUUGCAGGAUCCCUGAAGAAAAGGGUAUCACAUUUGAUGAGUUCAGAUCAUUUUUCCAGUUUUUGAACAACCUAGAAGAUUUUGCAAUUGCAAUGCAAAUGUAUAAUUUUGCAAAUCGUUCUAUAGGACAAGAUGAAUUCAAGCGUGCUGUGUAUGUAGCUACAGGCCUGAAGCUUUCAGCACAUUUGGUGAACACAGUCUUCAAGAUCUUUGAUGUUGACAGAGAUGACCAGCUGAGUUAUAAAGAAUUUAUUGGCAUUAUGAAGGACAGAUUGAAUCGAGGGUUCAGGAUUUAAAGUCAACAUUUCAACCCAGAAAGAUGGGUAGGGAAUAGGAAAUCACUUGGUAAAAGUUGGAGAAAAUGAGCCAGUAAACUGACUGGAGCUUUGCCAUGGGGCAGACCUGUAAACCUCACUACUCUCUACACUCUUCCCAGUCCACCAGCAAAGGAAGGAAAUUUUGGGAGUGUCAAAGUUUAAAGGAGAAUUUUUAAAUAACAUUGGACAAUUGGGACCUACACCUGAACAUCGUUGCACAGUGGUGUUACGUGAUUGCAUAGCUAUUUUGCUAGACUUAUGAGUUGAUUUGGGAUUUAGAAAUAAUUUUAGAUUUUAUUUUUAAAUGGAGCAGUUAGAAAAAUUCAUGUAUCAUUUUAGAAUGACCAUAUGAAGUCCCACGUUUUUCUUACUGUUUUUUAUAUAGCAAUAUCACAAGUUAUUUAUUUAAAUUUAGUUUUUAAAUGUAAUAUGCUCUUUUCAAACUGACAAUAUAACCAUUUAGAUACAAGCUUUAAACUCAUACUAUAGAGUACAGUACUUGUUAAAUUGAAAUUUGGAUUUGUUUUUUCAUAAUAUUUUACCCACUGUAUUACUCAAUUUUAAAGUAGAAUAGAUUUCUAAAUUGACUAAUUAAUGUUAGGUCUUGUGUAGAAGGUGAUGUUGAAUCUCGUAGGUGGCUUGGCUUUCUUUGUUAUAUUUUGACCCUGUGAAGAAAACAUGUUGAUAGCAUUCGUUCAGAAAUGGUGACACAAAUGUAUUUCCUGCUGAUGCUCAAACCAUAAUUUUUUUUCUUGAUAAUGUGGAAGUAUAGUUGUUUUAUAACCAUUAGUUAAUCAUGCAGUUAAACAUCUAUGUUAACUAAUUGUAAAGGUGUAGUAUAUGUUAACUUAAGCAAUGCAUAGAGUAGUUACUAAAUAAUUAUUGUGAAUAUGGAGUAUAUGUAUGCUUCUUUUUAAUAUUAUUAAAAAGCAGGACAGAAAUCAAAUAUAAGCUUUAAAAGUCAUCUUUGUCAGACACUAUUUUGCUUUCCAUGUACCAUGCUUUCCUUAUAGGCAACUUGAAAAGCUCUUGGCUCACAAAAUAGGGAGUAUACUGCACACGCUAGGCUAGAUUGUGAUAUCUUUACUCAGACUGAGUGGCACCUUGCUCCACAAGUGAUCCCAUUGAUUUCAAUGGAACUACUCUGGGAAUCAGGUGCUACUCACAGUGUGUAAGGGUAUCAAAAUUUGGUCCCAUACUAUAGGGACAACAAUGAUAUAGUCACUUUUAUUUUUUAAUUGUAUUUAUUUUUCUUACAAGGGUUAUAACUACCCAUUGCCUUGUCAUAUGAUUCCUAAAAAUAUAUUAUUUCCGCCGGGAAAGUAGAACUCCAGGACACUCUAGAAAUAAACUUCAUGGUGCGAGUAUCACUUUUUAGCAAGGUUUCAGAAGUAAUGCAGAAAACAUGUCAGCAUAUACCAUGUGUAAGUAAUGGUGUCUGUUGUAAACCUCUUGCAAAAUUCUUUUUUUUUUAAAUAAAGUCUAAUAAAAAACAAACAAACAUUAUUGAGUUGUAGAAUGAAAAGGAAAAAGGGCAUAGCAUGUAGCACCUUACUGCUUUUUACAUGCCCAAAUUGGCAGGAAGUAUCUAUGAUCUUUCAAGCUGCAGAAAGUUGCAGAUAUGGCCUCAGUGGCCAGGAUAAUUUCUUUCCAACUAAUUUGACCUUGCAGAAUUAUACAAUAUUUAUUGUUGCCAAAGCAAGUACAUUGUAACUCUUUAGCCACGAUUAUAGUCGCAUUUAUAGUGUGCUGAAGCAGUUGUCUCAUGCUAAACUGAAAUUAACAUAUAAGUAACAAAGCUAAGGGAUGGUAGGAAGGAAAACAGCACACUAAAGAUAAUGGAUUUCAAGAAGUCAGACUUUAGCAAACUCAGGGAAUUGGUAGGUAAGACCAUGGGAAGCAAGUGUAAGGAGAAAAACAGUUCAAGAGAGAUGGCAGAUUUUCGAAGAGACAUUAUUAAGAGCACAAGAGCGAACUAUCCCACUGCAAAGGAAAGAUAGAAAGUAUGGCAAGAGACCACCCUGGCUUAACAAGGACAUCUUCAAUGAUUUGAAACUCAAAAGAGUCCUACAAAAAGUGGAAAAUAAAUCAAAUUACAAAGGAUGAAUAUAAAUAAAAAACACAAGCAAGUGGUGACAAAAUUAGAAAGGUCAAGGCACUAAAUGAGUUUAAAUUAUCUAGAGACAUAAAGGGUAACAUGAAAACCCCAAGGAUAGGGUAGGUCUGUUAAUUCAGUGGGGGGGGGGGAGAACAAUAACAGGAAAUAUGGAACUGGCAGAAGUGCUAAAUGACUUUCAUGUUUCAGUUUUCACCAAAAAGAUUAGUGUCAACUGGAUAUCUAACUUAAUGAAUGCCAGUGAAAAUUAGGCAUGAGCAGAGGCUAAAAUAAGAAAGAACAAGUUAAAAAUUACUUAGACAAGUUAGAUGUCUUCAAGUCACCAAAGCUUGAUGAAAUACAUUCUAGAAUACUCAAGAAGCUGACUGA